CCGUCGAAGUCCCGGUGGCGGCCCGGGCUCUCGGUGGGGAGGAUGACGGAGCUGCAGUCGGCGCUGCUACUGCGAAGACAGCUGGCAGAACUCAACAAAAAUCCAGUGGAAGGCUUUUCAGCAGGUUUAAUAGACGACAAUGAUCUCUAUCGUUGGGAAGUCCUUAUUAUUGGUCCUCCAGAUACACUUUAUGAAGGUGGUGUUUUUAAGGCUCAUCUCACUUUCCCAAAAGAUUAUCCCCUCCGGCCUCCUAAGAUGAAAUUCAUUACAGAGAUUUGGCACCCAAAUGUUGAUAAAAAUGGUGAUGUUUGCAUUUCUAUUCUUCAUGAGCCUGGGGAGGAUAAAUAUGGUUAUGAGAAGCCAGAGGAACGCUGGUUACCUAUCCAUACUGUGGAAACCAUCAUGAUUAGUGUCAUUUCUAUGCUGGCAGAUCCUAAUGGAGACUCACCUGCAAAUGUAGAUGCUGCGAAAGAAUGGAGGGAAGACAGAAACGGAGAAUUUAAAAGGAAAGUUGCCCGCUGUGUAAGAAAAAGCCAAGAAACUGCUUUUGAGUGAUGUUUAUUCAAUAGCUAGUAACUUCACUUAUUUCAGGGUCUCCAAUUGAGAAACAUGGCACUGUUUUUCCUGCACUCUACCCACCUAUUGCUGGACUUCUGUUGUAAUAAGUUGGCAAACUCUGGCUGGAACUGGGCUGCAAUAAAACAUNCCAGUCAUUAAUGCUGACAAGAGCCUAACAAGUGCCAACUAAAGAUGAUUACGCAUUUUGAAUUCUAAUGAACUGUUUUAACUUUCAGGAAGAAUUGUAAAGACCUGUACAUAGCACAACAUGAUCCGGAUAAUAUAUAUACUGUUCAUGUACAUCCACAAACACACCUUGUACCAAAUAAUGCUUUCUUGUAGUAGAAUAAGAAUCGUGUAAAUUCNAAAAGACUUUAGCGGGUUUUCUUUUCCCAUUCAUUGUUUUUUAUCAGUUCAAAAAGAUUCCUUAAAGCAUGUCAGGUGAAAACCAAUAAGAAUGAAAAGUUUCCAUAUNAUUUCCUUUAAACCAUUGAGUCUUUCAUUACAUUCUUUCCAUUUACUAAUCUUUUAUAUUUUCUUUGUUUUGUCACCCCCCCCUUUCCUUUUAUCUCUUAUAUCUGCCAGAAAGUUCUCAAAUCAUUUAGUUAAAAUACUGAAAUACUAGUAAAUUACUUGAGUUUUUCAUGAUGACUUCAGAGGAGGGGUCAUCACUAGGUGCUUUGUCCUUUUUGUACUCUGAUUCACCCAUCUCUUGGAUUGGAUGUAGCAAUAACAUUUUCUGGCUGUUGAGAGCUCUUGAUCCUAGUCAUUAUCUCCUGAGAACUUUAAAAAUAAAAUGUAAAGGCUGUUCUAAGUUCAUCUUAGUGAAAUUUUUUCCAAACAAUACAAAAAUCCAGACUUGGUUUUAUUUUUGCCCUUAAGUUGUCUAAUAUUAAGGUUGGAUGAGUAUAGCAUGCGCAGCUAUAGGCUUUCUACAUCUGGGAUUGCUAUUAAAAAUGCUAUUUGUCCUA
This is a messenger RNA of Mus caroli (Ryukyu mouse), 1529 nucleotides long. RefSeq names its product ubiquitin-conjugating enzyme E2 G1. Lineage: Eukaryota; Metazoa; Chordata; Mammalia; Rodentia; Muridae. The record is from RefSeq and is a predicted model, not a curated record.